Jaminaea rosea is the source of this 496-nucleotide messenger RNA. RefSeq lists its product as hypothetical. The record is from RefSeq and is a predicted model, not a curated record. The coding region runs from base 36 to 287 and encodes 83 amino acids. Lineage: Eukaryota; Fungi; Basidiomycota; Exobasidiomycetes; Microstromatales. The transcript has a single exon.
CUUGCUAUGUGUUCCUGCUCAAAGGGGAAUGCUCGAUGGACAGAGGGAUACGCUUAAUGGUCAGAGCGCAGACAGCCGUGAUGCCUUCGAUUAGGGGACUGAUCUCCAGACGGCUGCCACGCCUUGUCUCCCGUCGCAUUCAUCCUAGCUUUCAAUCACUUCCCUACGAGAUCCGAGUUGCUUGCUACCUUGCUGACUGGAUGUUCCUCGCGCUCGUUGUGAGAAAAUGGUACAUUCUCCUUCGAAUCUUGGCAAUAAGAGGCCGACUUUCGUUGCCGUCGACGUGAAGACUAAGCUGCAGUGGCACCGAGUGAUGAGGCUCAGCCUCGACAUUGGCUCAGCAUUGCCCUUGACCCUCGUCAGUUUCGCCGGUGUCUUGAUAAGGUGCUCAAGGCUAGGCCUGCCUCUCAGCUCGCUCAGCAACUCGACCUCUGGAUCUCUUCGGUCGCUGCUGCAGCCCUGAUCGAUCCGCAGCCGCUGCGCACCACCUUAGUGC